Carya illinoinensis is the source of this 3441-nucleotide messenger RNA. RefSeq lists its product as uncharacterized. NCBI's taxonomy places the organism in Eukaryota, Viridiplantae, Streptophyta, Magnoliopsida, Fagales, Juglandaceae. The transcript has 3 exons. Bases 1 to 3441 code for a protein of 1146 amino acids. The record is from RefSeq and is a predicted model, not a curated record.
AUGGACAAAAGCUGGAUGACUUUGGGUGAUAGACUUUUAUCACCUGCUUACGCUGAUGGGGUACGCAAUUUCCUUACAAUGGCACAAAACCAUGCCAUGGGAAGUGAUCGCAUUCGGUGUCCAUGCCGUAUAUGCUGUAAUAAUCUCUUCUUGCCUAUACUUGAGGUGGAGUCCCAUUUGUUUAUAAAAGGGAUAGAUCCAAAUUACACGCACUGGAUAUUUCAUGGGGAGGAGGAAACACUCCCCACCAUAGACGAUGAUGGCGAUCCCGGGGUUGAAAGUGGAGAUGUGUACAUUGAUGACAUAGAUGGUAUGCUAGAUGACAUACGGGCAGCCACAUUCCGAGAUGCUCCUCAAGACAACACCACAUCACCAACUCACUCAGCAAUACCUCAAUCCUCCCCAAACUCAACUUUUGACCAACUAUUAGAGGAUGCCCGACGGCCUCUGUUCGAGGGUUGCACAAAUUUCUCAAAGCUCUCUUUCGUAGUGAAGUUGUUACAUAUUAAAACACUUGGUGGGUGGUCAAUCAAGUCUUUUGAUAUGCUGCUAAGCCUUUUGCGGUCAGCCUUUCCUAAUGCUGAAUUGCCACAAUCAUAUGAGGAGGCAAGGACAUUGGAGCGUGGUUUGGGUUUCACGUACCACAAAAUACAUGCAUGCCCUAAUGACUGCAUCUUAUUCUGGAAGGAAUAUGGUAAUCUGUCUGAGUGUCCUAUCUGUAAGGCGUCGCGAUGGAAGCCAAAUACACACGGGUCACGAGUGAUCCCUCAAAAAGUGCUUCGUCAUUUUCCCUUGAAGCCAAGAUUGCAGCGUCUCUUUGUGUCAAGCAAGAUAGCGGGUGACAUGAGAUGGCAUAAGGAGCAGCGGGUCAUCGAUGAGAGUAGUAUGAGACAUCCAGCUGACUCUGAGUCUUGGAAGACAUUUGAUCAAGCUCAUAGUUGGUUUGCAAGGGAUGCUCGCAAUGUCAGGCUUGGUUUGGCAAGUGACGGGUUCAAUCCCUUCAACAAUCUGGCAAAACCUUAUAGCAUUUGGCCAGUGAUUCUUGUCCCGUAUAACUUACCGCCAUGGUUAUGCAUGAAAGAUUCAUUCUUUAUGACAUCCCUCAUUAUCCCUGGCCCAAAAUCACCAGGGAAUGACAUUGAUGUUUAUUUGCAACCAUUAAUUGAUGAGUUACUAGAACUUUGGGCACAUGGGGUACCUACGUAUGAUGCAUCCACUAAGGAAAUGUUCAUGUUACAUGCUGCAUUGUUGUGGACAAUUAAUGACUUUCCAGCCUAUGGAAAUCUGUCUGGGUGGUCAACAAAAGGGAAAUUGGCAUGUCCAUCUUGCAAUGCCAGUACAGAUUCCAACUGGUUGAAGUAUGGUAGAAAACAUUGUUAUAUGGGACAUCGACGUCUCUUACCUAGCGAGCACAUCUGGCGAAUGAGAAAAGGGUUGUUCAACGGUAAAGAAGAUCUUCGCAUGCCACCAGCAUUGGUUGAAGGAGCAGAUCUAAUAACUCAGUUACAAAUGCUUGGAGAUAUUCAAUUUGGAAAAUCUUGUAGGAAGAGAAAACGCACAGCAGAAGAGUUGAACUGGACAAAGAAAAGCAUAUUCUUCCAACUACCUUAUUGGUCAACAAUGCGGCUUAGACAUAAUCUAGAUGUUAUGCAUAUUGAGAAGAAUAUUUCCGAGAACAUUUUGGGCACUUUAAUGAACAUCCCCGGCAAGACAAAAGAUAACACUAAUUCACGGCGUGACCUAGAGAUCCUGGGGUUUAGAAAGGAAUUACAUCUGAAACGUGAAGGUGAACGAACUAUUAUGCCACAUGCAUCAUACACAUUACAUGGAGAUGAAAAGAAUAAAUUCUGUGAGUGGCUCGCUGAGGUGAAAUUUCCUGAUGGGUUUGCUUCUAAUAUCACGCACUGUGUAUCUGUACGUGAUUCCAAGAUCUCUGGGCUCAAAAGCCAUGACCAUCAUGUUUUCUUGCAAACACUACUUCCUAUUGCUGUGGGGGGGUUCUUAAGGAGGGAUAUUGCAUUGGCUUUGACUGAACUUAGUAGUUUCUUCAAAGAGUUGUGCGCCCGAACCGUAGAUGUGAAUCGCCUAUCAAAGCUCCAGCUUGAUAUUGUCACCAUUCUAUGCAAACUAGAGAUGAUUUUCCCUCCAUCUUUUUUCGAUGUUAUGGUCCACUUAGCUGUCCAUUUACCCCGUGAGGCUAUUCUUGGCGGUCCAGUUCAAUAUCGGUGGAUGUACCCGUUUGAGAGGUAUCUCGGCAAGUUCAAGCGGUAUGUUAAGAACAAAGCACAUCCAGAAGGUUCAAUAGCGGAAGCCUGGGUUCACAUUGAGUGUUUGACAUUUUGCUCAAUGUAUCUCAAAGAUGUUGAGACGAAGUUUAAUCGACCGGACCGUAACAUUGAUGGUGUAGAAGAUGAGACUCUAGAUGGGUUCACAAUUUUCAACCAGAAACUUCGUCCCUUGGGUAUAGCUAAUAGUGUGCAAUUACACGAUAAACUCCAUACAGCAGCCAUUUGGUACGUGCUUAACAACUGCAUUGAGAUUGGACACUAUUUAGAGGAACACUACGACAAAUGCAAGGUGUCAAACCCAAAUUCUAUUGAUCGCACGCAACAAACUGAGUUUCCAAAUUGGUUCAAGCAACGUGUGGUAGACCAGCGUAACAACAACCCACUUGAUGUGUCCCCAGAUUUGUAUGCGUUAGCUUGCGGUCCUGACCGUUGGGUCGCAACAUAUGCUGCCUGCAUAAUAAAUGGUAAACGGUUCCAUACCAAGAGCCGUGAACUUCGCCGGCGAAGCCAAAAUUCCGGAGUGUUGGUAACUGGUGAUCAAGAAACUGAUAAUGUAGAUUUUUAUGGUGUUAUAAAUGAUGUUGUAGAGUUACACUACAUGGGAGGUCGGAGAGUGUACUUGUUCAGUUGUGAUUGGUUUGAUGUUGGUGAUAAAAGGCGAGGGGUACGGGUAGACGAUCAUUUAACUAGUGUCAAUAUGAAUAGGACUUGGUAUAAGGACGAACCAUAUGUGCUGGCAUGUCAGGCUUCUCAGUGUUUUUACAUUAGGGAUAUAAGGGCGAAAGGGAACUGGUUUGUUGUGCGGAAGUACAAUAAUAGGAAUGUGUAUGACAUUCCACCAGUGCACAGGGUUUUAGACGGUAAUGAUGGCGAAUCAAGUGACGAUGAUGCCUAUCAAGAGAUUGAGUCAUCAUAUGAUUAUCCACUUUUGCAUUGUGAUGCAUGUCCUGUGUCAACUCCACUUAGUAGGACUGAUAUAGAACCUACCCAUAUUGAUGCACGAGACCACAUGGAGUCGGGUGGUGCACACAGAAAUUCACCAGAUUUUAUUGAUGAUAGCAUGGUUCCAUCUGGUUCUGGAGAUGCAUAUGGUGAUUGGGAAUAUUCAGAUGAUGAGGACAAGUCAACCGACUCUGAGUCCGACUCAGAAUAG